Plasmodium cynomolgi strain B is the source of this 615-nucleotide messenger RNA. RefSeq lists its product as hypothetical. The coding region runs from base 1 to 615 and encodes 204 amino acids. The record is from RefSeq and is a predicted model, not a curated record. NCBI's taxonomy places the organism in Eukaryota, Apicomplexa, Aconoidasida, Haemosporida, Plasmodiidae. The transcript is spliced from 4 exons.
AUGAGUUCAAAUUGUUCACAGGAGAAUGAGGACGAAGCAAAUAUAAUAGACGGGAGGUUCCAAAAUUUGCUAAAAUUGAAGGCGCGAAAUGGCGUCGGAGGGGAUUUCUCGAACAUAAAAUUUAGCCAAAAUGGCCAGUACAAGAGAUACCAUGACUUUUACAAUAACAAAAACUCCCUUCAACAUUAUUUGAAAAAAUUAAAAGCAUGUAGAAUAGACGCAGAUGAACUUCGAAACAUUUUGGAAAAAAGACUCACCCUAGAUCGUGAGAAUCAAAUGCUUAAGUCAAUACAGGACGAUGAUAAGAAAGGGUUUGGAAGUGAAACGAAUUCCUCCUCGUCCAACCAUGAAGGCUUACACCUUUACAGGAAACUUAAUUUUUUGAACAAAAAUAAUCGAAGCAAAUCAAAGAAUAAAAACAGAAAGAGAAAGAGAAUUAACUCCAAAAUUGACAAAAAGUUUAUUAUUAAAUGCCGCACUUGUAAGUACGUUAACCCUAAUGGUUUCAAGAUGGGGGACUACUACACGUGCCAGAAUUGUGGGUACAACGACUUUUCCGUGUUGCGGUCCACAGUAGUAUUGAUUCCUUAUGUAUACUUAAAUUUUGAUGCAUAA